Molecule: messenger RNA, 378 nt
Organism: Microthlaspi erraticum
Lineage: Eukaryota; Viridiplantae; Streptophyta; Magnoliopsida; Brassicales; Brassicaceae
Source: the annotation of a GenBank genome assembly
AUGUUUAGGUCUGAGGAAAUGGCUAAGGAUUUACGGUGGCAUUACAGUAACAAGAGCGACGAUGGUAAACUACGCCACCCUGUAGACUCAGUCACGUGGGAUCAGAUGAACGAGAGAUAUCCUGCCUUUGCAGCUGAAGAAAGAAACGUUCGGCUUGGACUGUCUACGGAUGGAUUUAAUCCAUUCAACAUGAAGAAUACUAAGUAUAGUUGCUGGCCAGUUUUGUUAGUGAACUAUAAUUUGCCGCCAGACUUAUGUAUGAAGAAGGAGAACAUCAUGCUCACCUUGUUAAUUCCUGGACCGAAACAGCCUGGUAACAGUCUUGAUGUCUAUCUAGAACCUUUAAUCGAGGAUCUAGACCACCUGUGGAAGAUUUGA